Molecule: messenger RNA, 789 nt
Organism: Armigeres subalbatus
Lineage: Eukaryota; Metazoa; Arthropoda; Insecta; Diptera; Culicidae
Product: THAP domain-containing protein 2-like
Exons: 2
Coding region: 1-789 (262 amino acids)
Source: RefSeq, a predicted model, not a curated record
AUGUCGAAGUGUCACGUUCCGAAGUGCAACAGUAAGAUUAGUCAUAAUAAAACUAAUCCACCGAUUUCUGGUGAUCCACUAACAUUCCAUCGGUUUCCGUCGAAUGAAGCGCUGAAAAAACAGUGGUUGAAAUUUCUGGGACAGAACCUGAAAACAAAUACCCAUAAUUUGUUUAUUUGUUGCAAGCACUUCAAUGUAUCGGAUUUCAUUGAACCUACUCUUCCAAUAUCGCCGAAACAGCGGAGGCGGCUUAAGGCAGGAGCUGUUCCAAGCGUUCGAAAUCCUCAGAAUUCAAAAACAUCUAAACAUCAGCGAGGUCAGAAGAAUGUCAGCGCGCGCAUAGGAUUCGGUGGUCAAUCCGCGAGUCAAUGUGGUAACGACUCCGGUGUAUCUAUGGAUGAUUCUCUUCUCGAUGAUUCCGGACAUUAUUCCAGUGGAGGGUUUGCAUCAGAUGCGACGCCAGAAAUGACAUCAUGCGAAGCAAACGAGAUGAAAAUGCGGAUCCAAGAGCUAGAGGAACAGCUACGGAAGAGAGAUCAAACAAUAUCGGUUUUGCAGGAGCAAAAUAUUCAGGCAAAGAAACGCGUUGCUGAUUUGGAGAAGCUGAGUCUUGAUUUGAAAGACGUUCAAGAAAAUCAGAUUAUUGCAAAAUCUCGAGAAAUGUUGUCAUCGAAGUUGACCAAAAAUCAAACGGAUUUGUUGUUGGGCAUUAAAAAGAGAGUUAACUGGAGCAGUGAGGAGUUAUCCAGAGGAUUUUACUUUGCGAUUGUUCGGUUUGCCUGGUUAUGA